AUGACCCUGUCCGAUAUCUUUCCCAUUCCCGGGGUAAAACAUGGAGAGCGCAUUCUCGUUUCAGUCGUUGAGAACAGAGCCAGCGAUGAUGCAGGCAACCCGUGGGUCUCCGUCCCUGUGGAUGACCAGGACUUGUCCCAGGGCUUCAAGGACAUCAGUUUCCGACAAAUCUCCCCCGAAACCUCCGAACCAUUCCAAUGUGUUGCCUAUGCCGGCCCUAAGGAUCUCCGCUAUCCGAUCCUUGCCCUUGCCGCUGCAAAGCUGCAAAAGGUGUUGGUACUCCCUUCGCCACUUAUUACACCCGAGGCGCAGAAGAGAAUCCUUGAAGCCAAGAGCUGUGCUCUGUACCUGCGCCCGUCUUCUUUGGAAACGCAUGUCGGCACCGUACUGAAGCAGGCACCUCAUAUCCAAGCUAUCACCGUCCCCGAAAUCCAUGAGUUCAUGAAGGAGACGGAAGCUCCCGUAUAUACCUACCCCAAGUCCUGGGAAGAAGGGAAAGACGAUCCUUGGCUUGUCUUCCACACAUCAGGGACGACAGGUUAUCCGAAGCCACUGACAUAUACUCAUGAAAUGAUGGCUGUCGCCGAUAUGGUAGCGGCAACUCCGGACCUCGAACAAUGUUUCGCCCACCACUUUGCCAAAGAGCGAUUGUACACCCCGCUGCCAUCCUUACAUCUCGUUGGAAUGAUUUUGGUGCUAGCUUCGACCUCGUUCGUCCAUACAACCCUAGUCAUUGGUCCGCCAACGAUGCCAACCCCAGAGACCGUCAUGGAUAUUCUGAGAUAUGGACAAGUCAAAGUUGCCCUGUUGACGCCCGCUGUUAUCGAGGAGCUCUGCUUGACACCCACUGGCAUCAAUGCGCUGCGAAACCUAAAAUCAGUCCAUUACGCCGGCGCACCCUUAUCAGCCAAGGCAGGGGAUAUGUUGAUCUCUCAUACCCAGGUUGUGCCUACUAUCGGCAGCACAGAGUCCGGCGGAUACCUUACAUCAGUUCAUGAUAAGAAGGAGGCAUGGGAUUACGUUAGUUUCCAGAAGCACGCUGGAGCCGUUUUCGAGCACCGCUUUGACGAUCUCUACGAACUUGUCUUUGUCCGCCAACCUGAUUCUAAACUACAGUCUAUUUUCCGACUGUAUCCGGAUCUUGAUCGUUACCGGACUUCUGAUCUGUGGAUCGAACAUCCAGAGCAUAAGGGUCUGUGGAAGAUCGUCGGUCGCAGUGAUGACCAUGUGAGCUUCUCCCACGGAGAGGGCUUGUAUGCUUCGCGUCUUGAACCUGAGAUUGAAGUUCAUCCCGCCGUCAAGUCGGCCUUGAUUGGUGGGCAUGGUCAUUCAGCACCGGUGCUACUUAUUGAGUUAUAUCCUGGAGCAGUCGAGGAGGAUUCGCUGGAUCAAUUCCUUGAUUCACUGCGGCCGAACAUUGAAAAGGUUAAUGCUCAGGUUCACGACUGUGUGAAACUUUCUACCGAUCGAAUUAUCAUUGCGACGAAAGAAAAGCCGUUUAUUCGAACGGUUAAGGGAGUGUUGGAAGGAUGCAAACUUUGA
Messenger RNA from Penicillium mononematosum, 1542 nucleotides. Its product is annotated as putative AMP-binding enzyme. The record is from RefSeq and is a predicted model, not a curated record. Lineage: Eukaryota; Fungi; Ascomycota; Eurotiomycetes; Eurotiales; Aspergillaceae. Bases 1 to 1542 code for a protein of 513 amino acids. The transcript has 5 exons.